CGAGGAACGUAGGAGCAGACACACGCGCGGCCCUGCGAUUCUCGCGGCGACGGCUCUUCUAUUCGUCCUCGCUGCGCUUGGACUCCUCGCCAAAUCGCCGAGCGCGCAGCACGCCGCGAGAGGCGCAGAUGGCUGGUUCCCAGGCAAGCACCUCUCGCGGCCUGGCUGGUAUCCCGGCAAGGCGGUGGACGAGGAUCUGCUCCAGGGUACGUCGCAGGAGCAUUCGAUGGACGGCUGGAACCCUGGCAAGGCGAUGACGGACGAGGCGAUGGCGCACAUCGACUACGCGAGUACAGAGCCGCUCCACUAUGCCUUUUCGCUGCAUGACCCGCUGCUGUCCCACGGCCUCAAAAAGGCCGAGUCGACGACCGCGUGCUCCUCGAUGGACAUGUUCGGCAACUGCUGGGACGUGCUGGGCAAGGGGGAGGCGGCGGCGCCCGUCGCUUUCGACGAGGCGCAGCCGUCCGACACCAACGUCGCGCUCAGCGGGGACUGCACUCAGGCGCCGCAGACACUCACACGCACGCCACAAGGCGCAUCCGCUCU
Messenger RNA from Emiliania huxleyi CCMP1516, 546 nucleotides. RefSeq lists its product as hypothetical. The annotation marks the transcript as partial. Lineage: Eukaryota; Haptophyta; Isochrysidales; Noelaerhabdaceae. The record is from RefSeq and is a predicted model, not a curated record. The transcript is spliced from 4 exons.